UCCCAGUCAUCUUUGAAGCGUUCACGACGACAACCGGUUUAGCUCGGCGCAUGCGUAGUUUGCCUUCGAAUAAUACUACAUCUAUCAGCUGUCUUUCACGGUCACACUCAGUUUGUUUGUUUGUUUGCUCUUGAAAAAAGAUGGCACCGCUUCGAUGGGGAAUUGCAAGUGCCGGUAAUAUAUCGCACGAUUUCACCAACGCUCUGGCUACUUGGCCCAAGGAAGACCACAAAGUGGUGGCCGUUGGCGCAAGGAAUCUCCAGAAUGCGAAAAAGUUUGCCAAAACGCACAACAUUCCCAAGUCCUACGAAGGGUACAUGGAGAUGGCGAAAGAUCCGGAAAUCGAUGUGGUUUACAUCGGUGCCGUAAAUCCAACGCAUUACGACAUCGGACUGAUGAUGCUGAACCACGGCAAACAUGUCCUAUGUGAGAAGCCUCUCUGCAUGAAUGAAGGUCAAUCGAAGCGGCUUAUUGCCCAUGCCGAGCAGAAGAAACUAUUUUUGAUGGAAGCCAUUUGGUCAAGGUUCUUCCCGUCCUAUAUUCAUCUGAAGAACCGGCUCGAUGCUGGUGAGUUGGGUGAUAUCGAGGAAGUCACGGUAACGUUUGGAUUCUAUCUUUCCGAUGUGGAUCGGCUGAGAAUGAAAGAACUUGGUGGUGGAACGGUGCUUGAUUUGGGAGUCUAUACCAUUCAAGUGUGUUUGUGGGCCUUCCGGGAUGGGCCGACGAAGAUCGUGGCCAAGGGUAAGCUGAACGAGGAAGGAGUGGACAUGGAGGUAGAAGCGGAGUUGCACUUCCCCAAUGGUGGAAUCGCGAAGAUGAAAACGAGCGCUUUGAAAAAACUCGACAAUGAGGCGACCAUAAAGGGAACGAAGGGAGCCAUUACGCUUCACGACUUCUGGUGCCCAGUAUCGCUGACGGAUGUUGAUGGAUCGGUUAAGAAAUUUCCCCUCCCGAAGGCACCGAAUAACUUCAUCUUCCAGAACAGCUGCGGGCUGCGGUACGAGUCGGAGGAGGUUCGCAAAUGCAUCGGUUCUGGUCGGUUGGAAUCGGCCUCGGUGUCGCACCGGGAAAGUCUUCUGAUUGCCCGCAUUCAAGAUGAGAUAAGGAAGCAAAUUGGCGUUCAGUUCCCGGAGGACGCAAAGUUCAAAGCGUAAUCAUCGAGCAUCUAUUUGUGUGCAGAGAAGCUGGUGGUCUCGGGCAUACAAGGUAGACGAUGAUGAUUGGAAACGGGAUGUUGGUUCAAUGAUUAUGAAGUAUUUAUCUACCAGUGAUUCGAUUUUACAUAAUUUAAUUGAUGGAUUUAUAUUUUUAUAUCAUAUAAUUAUAUUUACAUACAGUCAGAUUGAUUAAAUUCAGCUGUUUUUUUUUAUAUAAAAUAUAGUAUUGCCUAAUUAU
Molecule: messenger RNA, 1395 nt
Organism: Ochlerotatus camptorhynchus
Lineage: Eukaryota; Metazoa; Arthropoda; Insecta; Diptera; Culicidae
Product: trans-1,2-dihydrobenzene-1,2-diol dehydrogenase-like
Exons: 3
Coding region: 141-1154 (337 amino acids)
Molecular function (GO): nucleotide binding
Source: RefSeq, a predicted model, not a curated record